GACGAUGGCCCCCUCUGGGUGAAGUAUGUUGAGAAAGCCCAGGAGCAUGAUGAUGCUCUGUUCAAGAGGUGGAACGAGGAGAUCGACGUCUUUCUAAUCUUCACUGGCCUGUUCUCCGCUGUUCUCUCAGCCUUCAUCAUCGCUUCAAUGGCGUCGCUUCAACCGGACAGCGGUCAGGCCACUGCAGAUGGUCUCGCUGCUAUCUCUGCCCAGCUCGUUGCUCUCUCUGGUGGGACUGUACCUCCAACGUCAGCUUUCCAAUCUGCCCCAUUUCAGAUCUCUGCUUCAACUCUGAUCGUCAAUAUCCUAUGGUUCAUCAGUCUCUUCGUUAGCCUCCUCUCUGCCGUUGCGGCUAUGCUGGCCAAGGAAUGGCUAAGGGAAUACAACGAACAUGUCUCUUGUGUUCCACGGGAGCGAGUCCUGCAGAGGCAGCUUCGGUUCGAGUGUCUUAAUGCGUGGAAGGUACCUUCCAUAAUCUCGUUCCUGCCGUUGGCGAUCCACGGCGCUGUCUUUCCCUUCUUCACCGGUCUGGUCGUCUAUGCUCAGUCUGUCAGUUGGGUGCUCUUUUCAAUAAUCGUGCUCACUGUGCUCGUCGUUGCAUUCGCCUUGUAUACCGGGUCGGCCAUGGCGCCGAUACUUUGGGUC
Dacryopinax primogenitus is the source of this 645-nucleotide messenger RNA. RefSeq lists its product as uncharacterized. The annotation marks the transcript as partial. The transcript is spliced from 2 exons. Gene Ontology annotation, biological process: lipid metabolic process. Lineage: Eukaryota; Fungi; Basidiomycota; Dacrymycetes; Dacrymycetales; Dacrymycetaceae. Gene Ontology annotation, molecular function: oxidoreductase activity, acting on the CH-CH group of donors. The record is from RefSeq and is a predicted model, not a curated record.